AUGCGGAGGAUGAAGAUGUUGGCGUUGAUUUCACUCAUGAGAGGGGCGACACCGGAACGGGCGUGGUGCGCCUCUCGGCCGGAUACCCAUGGACUUUUCCGGUUUUCGAUUGCCGAAUAUGUUGAUCCCGCGGCGAUUCGCCAACGCCGUCAACCGACUCGGCCAUCAUGUGGGGAAUACCUUCAAGGAGACGUCCUUGACCCUCCGAACCUCGGUCGCCAUUCGCGUGAGAAGCGAGAGGGGGGUUUCACUUGUGUAGCAAAGGCCUUUGCCCGAAGAGUUCCUUUGAAACAAGCCGCGACCGCCACAAGUGCACCAUCCCCCAUUCCGAACCAUCCCUACCCCGCUCUCAGAGAUCCGCGAUUUCAAGAUCCCGGAUCCAAUGAUUGCGGGCGGUCUACCAUGGUUGUUCCCAGGUCCCACAGAUGGUCUUCACCGAAGCGCAACUCUGGUGACUCCUUUCUCUUCUCCAGUGUGCCAACUUCGGCGGAAUCAUGGUCGGGACAGGGCUGGAAAGUGACAUGGCUGUACGCGGGUUGCUACGAAGUGGGAAACGUCUAA
Fimicolochytrium jonesii is the source of this 561-nucleotide messenger RNA. RefSeq lists its product as uncharacterized. Lineage: Eukaryota; Fungi; Chytridiomycota; Chytridiomycetes; Spizellomycetales; Powellomycetaceae. The record is from RefSeq and is a predicted model, not a curated record. The coding region runs from base 1 to 561 and encodes 186 amino acids. The transcript has a single exon.